CUCACACUUCUGCCGUAAAACAUCACAUCUGACCUUGACUAAUGCAGAAAACUCUUCAUAUUAGUGAGGAUUUGUUUGGUGGAUUUGCAUGCAUGUAUUAUGCGCUCACUUCGCAUUAGCAUACAACAUCAUGUGGAAGUUAAGCAACAUGUGUGACUCAGCUAAGGGAAAGCUUGGGAUUCGCAUGCAUUAUUAAUUUUAACAAAUUAUAUAUAUAUAUAUAUAUAUGUAUAUAUUUUUUUUUUACCGUCCACUGACUGUUGACACUGUCAAUACCUCCCUACUGAUAUGAAUAGGCUCUUCAUAGUCUUCAUCAUAGUUUUGCAUGGAGUGUAAACCAUGCGAUGGAUCAGCUAGAGCAGCGUGUUAAUGAGUUCUUUACUAACGCCAAGAAGAACAAGCCUGAAUGGAGGGAAGAACAGAUGGAAAUCAUUAAAAAGGACUACUAUAAAGCUUUGGAAGAUGCAGAUGAAAAGGUCCAGUUAGCCAAUCAAAUUUAUGAUCUGGUUGAUAGACACUUGCGGAAGUUGGAUCAGGAGUUGGCGAAGUUCAAAAUGGAGUUGGAGGCAGAUAACGCUGGCAUCACAGAAAUCCUAGAGAGACGGUCACUUGAGAUGGACAGCCCCUCUCAACCUGUCAAUAACCACCACGUACAUUCACACGCCACUGUGGAGAAGAGGAAGUACAGCACGCCAGCACACCACACUACUGAAAACGUACCAGAAAAGAAGUUUAAGUCGGAGGCCCUUCUCUCCACACUAACGUCAGACGCUUCUAAAGAAAACACACCGGGCUGCAGAGUGAACAGCACGUCCUCUUCUAACAGCGUGUAUAACGUCAACUCCUCCCAGUCGCUUUCCUCAUACAACCUGAGCCCACUUCCUGCCGGGCCCGCUGCUGGGGCGGGGGCCAUUUCCAUGGCAGCAGCUCAGGCAGUGCAAGCCACCGCACAGAUGAAAGAGGGCAGGAGAACAUCCAGUCUCAAGGCCAGUUAUGAAGCUGUCAAGAACAAUGAUUUCUUGGGGCGGGAGUUUGCUCUGAGUCGGGACACCAGCGGUUACUCGUCUUCUGCACUGGCUAACACACUCGCACAGCCCCUCACGUCCAACAUCAGCUCAGACUCUCGCACAGGACGCAAGACCAAAGGCAACACUAAGUCUUCCAAUCACCAGUCCUCUUCAUCCUCCUCUUCCUCUUCACUGUCAUCCUGCUCGUCAUCGUCAGCAUUGGCUCAUGAGCUGGUACAGACCACCGUCACAGAAACUGACACCAGCAGUCAGGUGGACUGGACCUACGACCCCAACGAACCCAGAUACUGCAUCUGCAACCAGGUGUGUUCCCGUCACAUCUCUUAUACAGUAUUCCAGCAACACUACUACUUGUAGUGCUCUUACUGUGAU
Sinocyclocheilus anshuiensis is the source of this 1400-nucleotide messenger RNA. Its product is annotated as inhibitor of growth protein 3-like. Gene Ontology annotation, cellular component: NuA4 histone acetyltransferase complex. The transcript has 9 exons. Bases 345 to 1385 code for a protein of 346 amino acids. The record is from RefSeq and is a predicted model, not a curated record. NCBI's taxonomy places the organism in Eukaryota, Metazoa, Chordata, Actinopteri, Cypriniformes, Cyprinidae.